Molecule: messenger RNA, 3428 nt
Organism: Columba livia (rock pigeon)
Lineage: Eukaryota; Metazoa; Chordata; Aves; Columbiformes; Columbidae
Gene: TOP1MT
Product: DNA topoisomerase I mitochondrial
Exons: 14
Coding region: 459-2201 (580 amino acids)
Biological process (GO): DNA topological change; DNA replication
Cellular component (GO): mitochondrial nucleoid; chromosome
Molecular function (GO): DNA binding; DNA topoisomerase type I (single strand cut, ATP-independent) activity
Source: RefSeq, a predicted model, not a curated record
AAGGUCAGAAAUACUUCCGGGGCACUGCUGAGCGAGAAAAUCGAGCUUUCUUUUUUCUUUUUCUUUUCAUUUUUCUUUUCCUUUGUUCUUCUUCCCCCCAAGGGUUAAACCUUGCUGUCUUUUCACUUCAAUCCUUGUUUUCCUGGAGCUGCUGGGGUUAAUGGGCUGGUGCUGAGCUGCAGGGGUGCAGAAUCCCCUGCCAGUCCCAUGACCUGCUGUCAGCACCGCUCUUCCAGCGGAAUUUUUCCUCUGCUCCUGACCUGGGUUAUUUCUUUUAAUGCUAUUCUGAUUUUUUAGGAUGCCUGUUUUGCCUUUUUAUUUAUUUAUUUAUUUAAGUUAAAAGAUAUUCUUUUAACAGCUAAAGCUUGCAAUGACUUUAAAAUCCUGUUUGCUCUGGAUGGGGGGGGAAGAGUUGCUUUAAGAUGUUAUUUGCAUUAAAAUCACAGGCAUAAAUAUUCAUGAAUGUUACGUGCUGCCUGUUUCUGGCAUAUGCACAUGAAUCUCUGAACCUUUGGGGGUGGGAAGAGGAGAAGAAAGAAGAUGGAGUGAAGUGGACCCAGCUGGAGCACAGAGGACCCUACUUUGCCCCCCUCUACGAGCCACUGCCCGACGAUGUGCAGUUUUAUUAUGAUGGCAAACCCCUGAAGCUGAGCCUGGCCACGGAGGAAAUUGCCACCUUCUAUGCCAAAAUGCUUGAUCAUGAAUACACGACCAAGGAGAUCUUCCAGAACAACUUCUUCAAUGACUGGAGGAAGGAGAUGACCUUGAUGGAGCAGAAGAUAAUCACAGACCUGGACAAGUGUGACUUCAGUGAGAUUCAUAAGUAUUUUGUGGACAAAAGUGAGGCACGGAAAGCACUCUCCAAAGAGGAGAAGCAGAAACUGAAGGAAGAGGCAGACAAGAUCCAGGAGGAGUACGGGUACUGCAUCCUUGAUGGGCACCGGGAGAAGAUAGGCAACUUCAAAACUGAGCCACCGGGGCUGUUCCGUGGACGUGGUGACCACCCCAAAAUGGGCAUGCUGAAGAAGAGGAUCAUGCCAGAGGACGUUAUCAUCAACUGCAGCAAGAACUCAAAGAUCCCCAAGCCACCAGAAGGACACAAGUGGAAGGAAGUGCGCUUCGACAACACAGUUACCUGGCUGGCCUCGUGGACAGAAAACAUCCAGAAUACUUUAAAGUACAUCAUGCUGAACCCCAGCUCCAAGCUGAAGGGGGAGAAAGACUGGCAUAAGUAUGAGGUAGCCCGACGCUUAAAGGAUGUUGUCCAGAAAAUCCGUGCUCAGUACCGAGCUGAUUGGAAGUCGAAGGAGAUGAAGAACCGACAAAGGGCAGUGGCCCUGUACUUCAUUGAUAAGCUGGCCCUGCGAGCUGGCAAUGAGAAGGAGGAAGGGGAGACCGCGGACACAGUUGGCUGCUGCUCGCUGCGUGUGGAGCACAUCAAACUGCACCGGGAGUUGGAUGGGCAGGAGCACGUCGUGGAGUUCGACUUCCUUGGGAAAGACUCUAUCCGUUACUACAACAAAGUGUCUGUGGAGAAGCCGGUGUUCAAGAACCUGAAGAUGUUCAUGAAAAACAAGGAUCCAGCAGAUGACCUCUUUGACCAGCUCAGUACAUGCAUCUUGAACAAACACCUCCAGAAACUGAUGGAUGGUUUGACUGCCAAAGUGUUCAGGACCUACAAUGCCUCCAUCACCCUGCAGGAGCAGCUCAAAGCGCUCACUAACCCUGACGACAAUGUUGCUGGAAAGCUGCUCUCCUACAACCGAGCUAACAGAGCUGUGGCCAUCCUGUGCAACCAUCAGAGGUCUAUACCAAAAACUUUUGAGAAGUCAAUGCAAAACCUCCAGGCCAAGAUUGAUGCCAAAAAGCAACAGGUGGAGGAAGCCAAGCAAGAGCUAAAAAAUGCUGAAGAUGAGUUCAAAGACACAAAAGAUGAUAAAGCAAAAGCCAAUGUGGAGAAGAAAAAGAAGCUGUUGAAGCGGCUGGAAGAGCAGCUGGCCAAGUUGAACGUCCAAGCCACGGACAAGGAGGAGAACAAGCAGAUCGCUCUGGGCACGUCCAAGCUGAAUUACCUGGACCCCAGGAUUAGUAUAGCUUGGUGCAAGAAGUUUGGUGUGCCCAUUGAGAAGAUCUACAACAAGACGCAGAGGGAGAAGUUUGCCUGGGCAAUCGACAUGGCUGAUGAGGACUUUGAAUUCUGAGCCAUUUCACGUUGCGUCGUGCUCGUUUGGUGCUGUUGCAAAGCUUUAUUUAUGUGCUGUUGCAGGAGCGGGGCUGGCAGGUUGUGUAAUGAAAAAGUUUGAUAUAGGUAUUUUGUGCCUUUUCUUGUAUACAAAAGAAAACACCAAUUUAUUGUUUGGGUUUUUUUUGGUUGAAACAGGUAUUGCUGAUUUGUGACACUCAUCCUGACUGCAGUGACUUUCAUGUGAACUUUUAAUUCCUCUUCAGAUUUGCCAAGUGCUUUGGAUCUUUUCUUUCCUCCUCCUGGAGGCUGGGAAAGAAGAUUGAAUGAAAGCCUUAAUUGUGCUGAUAAAAUGAGAUUAGAUCUAAUCCUAUCUCCUUGAUGCAGUGGAGCUGUUCUGCCCUUUUCUGACUCUCUGAAUUGGCCUGAUGGAGAAACAUGAGGCAAUGACAGCACCGAAACAGGCAGCUGUGGCAUAAGAUCUGGGAUUGGGUCAGGGGUAGUCAAAAUGGAAAAAAAUAACGUUGUGGGAGAGGGUAACUGUCAUGGCAUGAGAAGGAGGAGAGGGGAAGAUGCUGGAAUAAAACAGGUUUCACAUUGGAGGGAUGAAAUUCACCUUGACAUGAGCAAAGUGUACUUUAAUCACUCCUAUGUGGUUAAACCUUGGUCUGGGAGAGGACAUCUUUCUUUCUUUCCUCUGCUUGCUUCGUUUGGCUCUGGCCCAGCUCACUGUGUCUGCAGUUAAACUGUCCAACUAUGGAUUUCAGCAAUGGGAGAGGAUGAGGUUGGACCAGGUUCCCGUGGGAUGUGACGGUGCAGUGGUACCAACCUCGCUGGAGCUGUGCCUGUGUUUGGAUCACAGCUUGUUCACCAGGCUGCAUCCUCCCCUUUUCAUUCCUGCUGGGCAUGGAGCAGGUAGGGACUGAUAGCAUUAAACUGUUGGUGCUUGCUGCCUAAUUGGCUGCUUUUCAGAGGAAAAAAAACCCCAAAUAUCAGCAUCUACCUGGCAUGAGUUAGCUACAUGCCAGAGAAUCUCAGGUGUAAACAAGCUGUUGCUUUGGCAGAAAAGCCUUUUGUCAUCUCAGGGCUGAUGUUCAGGUCGCUACAGUCCAAAGCUCUCGGUGCUUCCCACGUGUUCAUUUACAACCACUUGCUCUUUGUGUUUAAACUUGCUGUUUUGGUUGGAAAUCAGGGACUUGAAAUGCAUUUCAUUAAAAGUAGAAGUGAUUUUUUUUUUUUCUGAGUA